Molecule: messenger RNA, 1126 nt
Organism: Purpureocillium takamizusanense
Lineage: Eukaryota; Fungi; Ascomycota; Sordariomycetes; Hypocreales; Ophiocordycipitaceae
Exons: 1
Coding region: 73-1071 (332 amino acids)
Source: RefSeq, a predicted model, not a curated record
AAUGGCGUCAAACUUGCAGCAGGUUGAAAGGGAAAUACCACUACCUCGAAGACACAUGCACAAAAUAGAGCAAUGCCCCAAUUACCAACAUUGGUGUUCGUCCCGGGCGCAUGGCACAAGCCGUCAUGCUACGACAAGAUCAUUCCGCUGCUGCAGGAGAGGCACAAGCUGAGGUGCAUCGCCAUCACCUUGCCGUCCACGACCGGGGACCGGGACGCCACCUUUAAAGACGACCUCGACGUCGCGCGCGAGGCCAUUGCCGGCGAGACGACGCGGGGCCGCGACGUGGUCGUCGUCGCCCACUCCUACGGAGGCAUGGUCGGCAACAGCGCCGUCAAGGGCUUUACACGGCGGCCGCGAGAUGCCGCGGGGGCAGAAGACGACGACGACGGCCACGUCAUCGGGCUCAUCCUCAUCGCGUCCGGCUUCACCUUCACGGGCGUCGCCUUCAUGGACCCGUUCCUGGGCCGCCCGCCGCCCGCGUGGCGCGCCAACGCCGCGACGGGCUUCGCCGAGCUCGUCGCCGACCCGCGCGACCUCUUCUACCACGACCUGCCGGCCGACGAGGCCGAGCGGCGGGCCGGGGAGCUCGCGCCGCAGAGCCUCCGCGCGCUGUUCGAGGGCGGCGAGCACGCGUACGCCGGGUGGCGCGACGUGCCGGCCUGCUGGCUCGUCGGCACGACCGAGGACCGGGGGCUGCCGCUGGCGGUGCAGCGGACGCAGGUCGGCAUGGCGAGGGCCAUGGGCGCGCGCGUGGAGCACAGGGAGCUGCGGACGAGCCACUCUCCGUUUCUGAGCCGGCCCGAGGACACGGCGAGGAUUGUGGUCGAGGCUGUCGAGGCGUUUGCGGGUAUACCCGUCGUCGAUGGCGGCGGCAGCAGUAGCAGCAGUACCGCGGCGGAGGGGGAAGGGAGAGGGAGCACUCAACGGGAGGAGGACCUCCCCGCGCCGAGGCUUUGGCAGCCCUUGACGUGGUUCCGCUUUGGCCUGCCGCUGGUGGUUGGCCACAUGCUGGGGAGAAGUAUUCUCGUCUUCCUAUGGGGGCGGAGACUCUGGAGGUCAAUAUGGUAGUACUACUAGUUGAUCAGCAUAAGAGUGCCGUGUCGGAACAAAUACUACUCUCCCC